Entamoeba invadens IP1 is the source of this 450-nucleotide messenger RNA. RefSeq lists its product as hypothetical. The record is from RefSeq and is a predicted model, not a curated record. The coding region runs from base 1 to 450 and encodes 149 amino acids. Gene Ontology annotation, molecular function: acyltransferase activity, transferring groups other than amino-acyl groups. The transcript has a single exon. NCBI's taxonomy places the organism in Eukaryota, Evosea, Mastigamoebida, Endamoebidae.
AUGGCGGUCGAAUGGCACUUCAAACAACUUCACCAAUUCAACGAGGACGAGAGAGAAGAAGUAUAUAACCUUCGUGACUCAGUCUUUUCUUCAAAUGGUGAGAAAGAUUUAGGACAUCCCCCAAUGGACGAAGUCGACGAGUAUUGUUUCCAUAGCUUUGGCUGGGAUGAAGAUGGUCUUGCUGCUUAUUGUCGAGUUAUCCAUGAAGAAGAAGGUGUAUAUCGCAUUGCUCGUGUCCUUGUUCCCAAGCGAAUGCGAGGAAAAGGUUUUGGCCAGAAGUUGAUCAGUCAUACAUGUGAUCGAAUUAAAGAAGUCUUUGAUGGCAAAAUGGUCACUUUGGAUGCAUUAGAAGAUAUCCAUCGAAUGUAUUUCAAGGUUGGAUUCAACUUAACUGGUGCGACCACUGAUUUCAAUGGCAUUCCAGCUGUCACUAUGACAAGGAAUUUAUAA